This is a messenger RNA of Helianthus annuus (common sunflower), 744 nucleotides long. Its product is annotated as tetraspanin-18. Gene Ontology annotation, cellular component: membrane. Bases 1 to 744 code for a protein of 247 amino acids. The record is from RefSeq and is a predicted model, not a curated record. The transcript has 6 exons. Lineage: Eukaryota; Viridiplantae; Streptophyta; Magnoliopsida; Asterales; Asteraceae.
AUGAGGAAGAGUUGUUGCCAUUCAUGUCUUGCAUUCAUUCUCAAAUUCCUCAAUAUUUUCCAACUCUUUGUUGGGAUUUCGAUCAUUCUUUACUCCGUUUUUAUGCUACAUCAGUGGAACAAACACUUGCCUGAUUCUUCCGAUGCGGUUUCAGCCGCUUUCAACGCGGAUCGUGUGAUAAGUCUCGGUAACAUGAUCGGUGACAGUCAUUCCCCAUGGUUCAUAUAUGCAUUUAUGGGAAUUGGUGUUAUGUUAUGUUGCAUCUCAUGCAUAGGUCAUAUUGCAGCUGAAGCCAUUAAUGGAUGUUGCCUUUAUUUUUAUGCUGUUCUGAAAACUCUAUUCAUCCUGCUAGAGGUGGCUUUGAUUAUGUUCAUUGCAUUUGAUCGUCAUUGGGAAAGUGAUCUUCCCUUGGACCCAACGGGAGCGAUUGAUAAAUUUCGAGAAUUUGUUGAAUCGGAUGUUGAUUUUUGUAAGUGGAUCGGCAGUACAGUUGUUGUAGUUCAGGUUGUGUGUCUGUUGUUUGCUGUGGUGUUGAGAGCAAUGGUGAAUUUACAGAUGAAACUUGAUGAAGAUGACAUUGAAGAAGAUGGUGUUGUAAGAUGUAACGCUUGGGAGCCGUUGCUCAACCCGAAUGUAGCCCAAACAUCCGUGUCGGUUAAUGUUAAUGGUAAAUCUUUCCAUUCUGACAUAUGGAGUUCAAGAAUGCGAGAAAAGUAUGGACUGGGUAGCAGUAAUGUCAAGUAA